AUGGGGUCUAAGCAAAGUCGGACAAAGGAUUCAAAUCCAAGCCCCACAGGGGGAACAUAUGGGGAUAUUCGAUCCCCUGGCGCAGUGGAGCCGGAACUUCACAGCGCUGCGAGAUCAAGCUUUGCCUCCCGAUCUCCAAUAGAACCCCCAGUCAUCGCGGGUCCACUGGGUCCAGCCUCAACAACCAAGGCUGGGGCGCCGUUAGAACAUCUCCACAGGAGUUUAUCUCAACCUGAUGUGUUGGAGGCCGAGCAUCAAGAGACUCUUUCGCAGCGCGAAGAGAUCUCGGCAACUUUUUCGCACAAUCCACGCGCCUCCCAUGGCAGUUCCAACAAGGACACAGAUGUUGACAUCUUGCCAUCUCUAACAAAUCCCACGGAGCAUUCUGAAGAUUUACAAUAUCUCGAUGAAUGCUUAUCCGUCAACCAAAUCGAGGAACAUCAUCGUCUAAGAGGCCAAAGUGACGCCAGAUUCACGAGCGACGAACUGGUUGAGCAGUUGGAGGAUGUGUCCGCCAAACGACUACAAGUUCGAGAAAUGCGAGUCGCACUACGGUACAAGAGAGAGGAGGAGACGAACUAUAGACUGGCACUGAUGAAGAGGCUGAACUCGCUUAUCGCACAGGAUCCACCGCUCAAUAUUGGGUCUAUCACCAAUGACGUUGAACGACUUCAAUCGGCUACGGAGGCAUACUUGGGACUAGAGCGGAGAUAUCAUGAAAAGGAAAGUGAGUUGGGGCAGGAUGAGUAUCUGCUCAUCCAAUCGAUUGAGCGAUUCUCUAAGCGAUUGCGACACCCUUCAUCAAGUAUGCAGGGAGAGAGCGAGGGUGCUCAACAUUCCACCCCAGGAGACGACAAUCACUCCAUUCAAAGUGUGCCUUCGAGAUUCCCUCCCGCUGUAGCGGAUUACCUGUCGCGAGUUGGAGACGCGCGAAUACUUCAGGAGCGCCUGUUAGACCUCGACUCGCAAUGGUAUGAUAUAGUUGACAAGCAGAAGAUCCGACUCUCGCUCGACAUUCCCAUGGACGAUGAGUCUUUGGCAUUUUUGCGAUCAUAUGACGCAUCAAAGCUGGAGAUCCAGAAGGAAUUCAACGAGACAAUGCUGGACAUUGUCCACCUUCGUGCUAUUUGCGAGGAGCAAGGUCUUCUGACAGAAGAAUACAUUGGUCGCCUGGACUAUUUACAUGAAAAUGGGCUUGAAGAAAUUAGUGUUCAAUUCGAGGAUCCCCUCAAGACAUCAGAGGUCGACGACUCCUCGCCAUUCUACGAACCCGGCUCCGCGAAACUCAGUAGUGCCAUGUUCAUCAACAAAUGGAUCCUGCACAAGCUGCGGCAUUCGUCCGUGGAGAUUUCGCGUUUGAAAUCCGCCCCAGAAAUCCGGAGGCUAUCACAACAAGGCUGGAAUGAAGCGAAUAUCAGUCGACUGGCGCUGACGGUAUGGUUCUCUGACGACACAGUCAGAUCGCCGCCGCAGGCGCCCUCGGAGGACGAUUACAACUACACGCGGAUCCCCGACAACAGCAGGACCGUCGAUCACAGCCAUGAUAGUCAAAAGAUGACCGGACUUCCCCUUCCAGACAUCCGCUCAGAGCCUGACAUGACCCCGAAGAAAGAAGAUCCUAUGACUGCACAUCUCCGUGCGUUAUCACUGUGA
Messenger RNA from Aspergillus clavatus NRRL 1, 1653 nucleotides. RefSeq lists its product as uncharacterized. NCBI's taxonomy places the organism in Eukaryota, Fungi, Ascomycota, Eurotiomycetes, Eurotiales, Aspergillaceae. The transcript has 2 exons. The record is from RefSeq and is a predicted model, not a curated record. Bases 1 to 1653 code for a protein of 550 amino acids.